Molecule: messenger RNA, 1164 nt
Organism: Maylandia zebra (zebra mbuna)
Lineage: Eukaryota; Metazoa; Chordata; Actinopteri; Cichliformes; Cichlidae
Source: RefSeq, a predicted model, not a curated record
AUGAAUAACCUAGUGUCGGACUUUGCCUUGUUCAUCCAAGGCUCUAAAAAUCAUGAAGAACUGAGACUCAUCCUGGUUGGUAAAACAGGAUCAGGAAAGAGUGCGUCUGGAAACACCAUUCUGGGGAAUACAAACGCUUUCAAAGAGGGCAUGUCACCUGAGUCUGUUACUGAUGGCUGUCACAGAAAAGAGGUAGAAAAAGGUGGAAGAAAAAUUGUUAUAAUUGACACUCCAGGGCUGUUUGACACAACCAAAUCACAAGAUGAAGUGAAAUUAAACAUUAAGGAGUGCAUUGAGGAGUCAGUUCCUGGACCCCAUGCUUUUCUUUUAGUGAUCAGUCUGAAGUCAAGGUUCACACAAGAGGAACAGGAUGCUGUCACGUGGAUUCAAGAAAACUUUGGUUCCGAAGCUUCCCUAUACACCAUAGUUCUGUUUACACAUGGUGACCUGCUGCAGGAUAAAUCAGUGGAAGACUAUUAUAAAGAAAGCAUACAUCUUAGAACACUGAUAAACCAGUGUGGAGGAAGGUACCAUUCACUCAUCAAUAAUCAGAAAGAAAGCAGAAAACAGGUCAAAAAUCUUCUAGAUAAAAUAGAGGAAAUGGUGGAAUUGAAUGGAGGAAGUCACUACACCAAUGAGAUGUAUGAGGCAGCCCAGAAGAGACUUGAAGAAGAAAGGGAAAAGAGGAGGAGGGAGGAAGAGCAAAGAAAAAGGGAAGAAGAGGAGAGGAUCAAAUUAAAAGAGUGGUGUAAAUUUCUUGGUCUCACUUCCCUGGGAUUAUUUGGUGCAGGAGCAUACUUUUCAUCAUAUGCUCUCAUGGCAAUAGGGGGAGCACUUGGAUAUUCUCAGUUAAAUUGCACAAUGGGAAUGUUUACUUAAGUGUGGGAGAUAGGACCACUAAACCUACACCACUCCUCCAGCAAAGAAAAAAAUAAGUCAGGCAUCCAGUGAUGGUUGUACUUUUUAUUAUAUAAUACUGUGGUGCCAUUUCUGACCAAUCACUUGACAGGGUUUUUUGUUACAUAAAACUGACUACUUAAUAAAGAAAUACUUUGUAGUGUGUUCAUAUAGCAUAUUUAUUUUACUCUACUGAGUCAUUUAUAUGAUCCUUAGUAUAACUCAACUUCUAUCAUCUUCUGUCAUAUAGACAGAGGAACUUGGAAA